CUGGUCCUGCGAUUCUUUCCACUAACCCCCCCCCCCCAGCUUUUGUGUAUCUUUUUAAAACUCUGAUGAUUCUGAAAGGCUUUAUUAAAAUAUAUACAUAUAGAGAUGUACAUAUAGAGAUGUAUUUGCAGUAAACUGUGAAUCCCUCGAUCAAUAGGAUUACUGCGUUGAGAAGGGAGUGGGGCGCAUGGUCAGGUCCCCGCCGUGUAGCGGGUUGUGCUCCAAGCGCAUCAGAUCCCUUUUACAAGCACACAGACCCGGUUUGGGAAGACGGAGCACCUGGCCUGAAGAGCUCGCAGGCAAAAUGCACAAGCCUCCAAGCUCUAAGGAUGGCCAGGGGUGGGCAGGCGUCACGACCGCCUUCGCUGCUAGCCCGGGGUUGGGGAUUGCUCGUUUAUUGUGCCCCCAAUCCCGUUACUGGGACAUGGGACCCACCGGUUUCCACGGGACUGCCCGAGCAUCCUGAAUGCUGCGAGUUAAGAAAAUGUCUUUCUUUGGACAUUUGAUUCCAACACGUAAUUAGGACAGACGAAGGGAGAAUGAAAUGUCACACUCAAGCGUAUUAUUUCCAAGAUAUCUUUAAAAAUGUUGGUGAUUCACCAGCUGUAUUUUCAAACUCACUUAAAAAUACUCAAAGACCUGCUUUUUUCCACUUUAAGUCAUCGCUGUAAUCAAAAUCAUGUAAAUCCUAGAAGGGUUAAUUGUGGAGGCAGGCACAUUUCUAAAGAAAAGGUGCUUAUUGACUAUCGGGAGAAAUAUAUAUAUUUUCCAUUUUGGAGACGAGCAGUGAAUGGAGCCGACCAUAGAACGUAGCAAAUGGCUAGAAUAGAGAACUGUGUGUUUUCUCCCUCCCCUUCGUGUUCUGUUAAAUUCCAUCAUAAUAAUAGCAGUAGUAAUAAUCUAGAAUGGCAGCUCUGAUCGUAGGAUUUCAUGUGGAUUGUUAUAUUGAUAGUGGAAGGAGAAGGCGCGGUCUCCCUCUCACAGCAAUGCUGAGGAAACGUAGCCUGGUAUAUACAUGUAUGUGUGUUUGGCGUUCUAUAUAUAUAUAUGUAUAUGUAUAAAUAUAAAUAUAUAGAAUCAUGAGGAUCUUUUUUGAUAUGCAAAAUGCUGCAUUUGAGUGCCAGUUCUGAAUUUUUUAAAAAGUGAACUCCCAAACAAUAUCUUUUUGCCAACAGAUGCGUUAUGCAAAAAGCAAAUAGGAGUAGGAAUGGCGAUGGUGGCUAAAUUCUAUUAGAUUUUCCACCCUUUGUGAAAGUAUAUCAUGCGACACUUCUAUUGAAGUCGAGUUGCUAUUUCAAAGCUUCAGGUCGUAAAAUACAGCUCGAUCGAUUCCCCCCUCCCAUUUUUAAGCGCUGCCUCAGCAAUUGGUGCGGGAAUGCUGAGAUUUAUUCUUUCCUCCUUCCUCUCCAAAAACUCUUUAAUUUUUUAAAAAAUUAAAGUUAUUUUACUUCGAAUUUACAAUCUCUAGCAGACUAGAAAUGCCCCAAUAAUAAUAAUAAUAUAAAACAAAACAAAAAGAAAGGUUUCAAAAGAAACGGUUUUGAAAAUAAAGGCUGAAUAUAUUUCCCCCUCCGCUUCUGCAUUCUUGCCGGUUUUAUGAUCUGGAGCCGAUAGCCCUUAACAAUUGGGACGUACUAAUGGAACUGUGAGAGAGAUGCCAUAAUUUUGCUAUAAUGGGCUGUAACCUCGAUUCGACCCCAGCCCUGCUGCAGCCCUUAACCGGGAAGGGUGAAGAUCUCGCUUGUCUCCAGAGGGUGGCGCACGAGGCCGACUGACAGUCUGCAGCUGGCGGCGGGCACGCGCGGCGGGCACGCGCCCCAGCGCUUCUGCAUCCGCCCCACUCCCCCCAUUUAGUGCACGAGUUUACCUCUAGAGGUCAUCAGGCAGGAUUUACGACUGGACAACAAAAGCACGUGACAUGAAGUCGUACCCCAUAUUUGGGUGCCUACGUAGGAGGGAACCAAGUACAUGUCCCAGUCAUUUCCAUAAUUCAUCAUAAAUUGUGCAAGGGUGCUAUAGACGCACCAAAAAACGAAGCAAAGAGCCACAAAUCAAGCCCCCCGAUCAAAAAACAAAUGAGCUCUUAUUUUGUAAACUCAUUCUGCGGUCGCUAUCCAAAUGGCCCGGACUACCCGUUACAUAAUUAUGGAGAUCCCAGUGCCGUGAGCGAGCAAUUCAGAGAAUCCUCCAGCAUGCAUUCCGGCAGGUACGGUUACGGCUACAAUGGCAUGGAUCUCAGCGUCGGCCGCUCGGCUGCUUCCAGCCACUUUGCGCCAGGCGGGGGCACGGAGAGGGCGCGCCCAGCUUACGCCGCCAACAGCACCUCCGCCGCCCCCGAGGCCAGGUACCCCAGCCGGGCGGCGGCCACAGCCACGACGACCCACUCGCCUCCGCCUGACCCGCUGCCCUGCGCCGCCGUGGCCACCUCGCCUGUCAGCGGCGACGCUCCGCACGGCGGCGUGAAAAACUCGACCAGCACUUCGUCCACCUCCAGCACCAGCAGCAGCCACGCCACUACCACCAGCAGCAGCAGCAGCAGCAGCCACGCCACCAGCGGCGCUGGCAACCCCCACCUAGGCAGAGAUGGGCUCAGCACGUCGCCAGGCACCGAAGACGACGCCCCGGCCGGCAGCGAGCAGGCGAACCCCCAGCAGAGCGACCAAAGCCCAGCCCAGCAGCCUCCACAGCCCCAGAUCUACCCUUGGAUGAGAAAACUGCACAUAAGCCAUGACAACAUCGGGGGCCCCGAAGGGAAACGCGCUCGGACUGCUUACACCCGCUACCAGACCCUGGAGCUGGAGAAGGAGUUUCACUUCAAUAGAUACUUGACCCGCAGGAGGAGAAUUGAGAUCGCGCACGCUCUUUGCCUCUCAGAGAGACAGAUCAAGAUCUGGUUCCAAAACAGGCGCAUGAAGUGGAAAAAGGACAACAAGCUGAAGAGCAUGAGCAUGGCUGCGGCAGGAGGAGCCUUUCGCCCUUGAGAGCCAGCCCGGCCCGGCUCCUUCCUCCCCGCAAAGGGAGGAAGGGGGGGAGUGGGGGGGAGAAAGUACUGAGAGCAGCAUGAGACGAGCUGACCCGGCGCGGAAUGUCAGUCGCCGGUUUCUCUCUCCCCCGCCCGUCUCUCGUCCCUUCUCGCCCCCUUUUACGUUGACUCUCCCCAACUUCCCUGGGAGGCUUCGCCGAGGAAGCUCCCCCGUCAUUUUUGAAUCAUGAGCCUGCUUAAUUCAGCCUCCCUAGCGCGUGUUACCAGUAGACCUGCUCCCCCCGUGCAUUUCUUUGUCUUGAAUGGCUUUGUCGGGGGGGGGGGGGAUGUAGAUGUUUUAACUUAUUUAUAUGAAGCGAGUUGUGUUACUUGAAGUAACUGUUAAAGGGGGGGGGGAACCUACACACAUACACAAAGGCCCGGAGAGAGAUCUCCUCCCCCCUUCUCUCUCUCCCCCGUCCUGUUUUAGCCCCCCCCCUCUGUGUUGCACUCGCUUGUGCUUAACUGUGCAUGUGUGUUCAAAGUGUCAGUGUCUGUAUAGCUCCAAGCUGUGACCAAGAUUUCCAAUCCAAAACUACCUAAAUUUCCUGUGUCAUUAAUGGCUGUUGUAGAGGUGAAAUGAUGAAAUACAACUGAACGUGUCCUAACGUGUAGUGAAUAGUGAAUCUGUGACGAAAACUGUGAUUCCAGACAGUAUGUCCUUGCUGUGCCUUUGUAUAUGACUCUUUGCACGAACUUUUAGAGGUGGAUUUGAUUCAGCUCAGCUCCAGUAACGUCUAGUUAUUUCUUUCCUUCUUUUCUUUUUGUGAACAAAGUUAAAAAUAGAGUCAAGGUCUGGCUGUUUGAGCAAAAAUGUGAUCGGCUUUUUAAAAAACCAAUGUUUUUUUUUUAAAGUACUGACUGGACAAAUAAACUUUCUAUUGUAA
Sphaerodactylus townsendi is the source of this 3909-nucleotide messenger RNA. It is a transcript of the gene HOXA5, whose product is annotated as homeobox A5. Bases 2076 to 2981 code for a protein of 301 amino acids. Gene Ontology annotation, molecular function: DNA-binding transcription factor activity, RNA polymerase II-specific; RNA polymerase II cis-regulatory region sequence-specific DNA binding. Gene Ontology annotation, cellular component: nucleus. NCBI's taxonomy places the organism in Eukaryota, Metazoa, Chordata, Lepidosauria, Squamata, Sphaerodactylidae. The record is from RefSeq and is a predicted model, not a curated record. The transcript is spliced from 2 exons. Gene Ontology annotation, biological process: regulation of transcription by RNA polymerase II; anterior/posterior pattern specification.